ACCUGCAGGUUUAGAGCUGAAGGUGCGAUGCUGUAGUCUGCAGAGUGCAGGUGCCACUCUUAUUGUUGAGUUUAAAUAAAUUGGUAAUCUGGCUAAACAUGCUCUCAUCUGGUAACCUUUUGCAAAUACACUGAACUUAUUAAACCACAUCAUCAAAUUUGCUGAUAAGUGAUAACACUACAGGCUACACAUUAAGCUGAUAUAUCUAACUGUGCCUGACAGUAAGUUAGCCAACAAUAGCUAACGUAGCCAACUAUGCAUGUGUUAAACAACAAGCGAUUGCCCAACAGAGGUCAAACGCUGAUGUUGUUCAGAACAAACGCUCAUAAGUAUCUCUCGCUUCCUCGCAUUUACCUAUUUGGUGAGAGAAAGUUACAUUUAAUACAAACUGUAAAUCAAUGUUGGAAGAGCAGCAGCUGACCAGGGGAUAAGGUCUGAAGAGGCGUGGUGAGCACUACGUCACUUCUGGGUAUUAAACUGCUGCGAGAGGUCCCACUCCGCUGCUUUUUCCUAAGCCAUGUCAGUGGAACAAAGGUGAACUCCUACCCAAAAACAAUUACUGACAGGAGAUAUUGUGUAUUGACUAUUUGAAGAUAUAUAAAAUAAAGCUGCAUCUGUUGGUUUAUUAGCUUAUGAUGUCUUUAUUGACUAAAUCUUUCCUUCAUUCUUUCUGAAUACACUGAAACAGCCGUUGGACCAAACAUGCCUCCAGCAGAAAAAAGCAAACUUGGCUACACACCACCAGAUGGAGGCUGGGGAUGGGUCAUUGUCUUUGGGGCUUUCAUCUCUAUAGGAUUCUCCUAUGCCUUUCCAAAGUCCCUCACCAUCUACUUCAAGGAAAUCCAGGAAUAUUUUUCAGUUUCCUACAGUGAGAUUGCCUGGCUGUCCUCAGUCAUGCUCGCUUCAAUGUAUGCAGGAGGACCUGUGAGCAGUAUACUUGUGAACCGCUAUGGCAGCAGACCCGUGGUUAUGGUUGGUGGGCUCUUGGUCAGCACUGGCAUGAUCCUUGCCUCCUUUGGCACCACUAUCAUGCAUCUGUACCUUUGUGUUGGAUUAAUUGGAGGUUUUGGCCUUGCUUUCAACCUACAGCCGUCGCUGACAAUCAUAGGAACCUACUUCCAGAUCAAAAGGCCUCUGGCGAAUGGACUCGCCAUGACUGGAAGUCCAGUUGUUCUGUUCACACUGGCCCCUCUAAAUCAGUGGCUAUUUGAUUCUUUUGGGUGGAGAGGAAGCUUCCUCAUUCUAGGAGGCAUUGUUUUGCACUGCUGUAUAGCUGGGGCUUUGAUGAGACCAGUCAAUAAACAUGCCCAACCCAAACCCAAAGCUGAACCAGCGGGGUGUAACGGGGAAGCCGCUGAGAAGGUGGCUUCUUCAGAAGCAAAUUCACAGUCAGAUAAACUUCUGAGUAAAGAAAACAAAGAAGAGAGCAAGAGUCAGGGCUGUGUGCAAAAGUUCAUAGAUCUCUCGCUUUUCAAACACCGGGGCUUCAUCAUUUAUCUCGUUGGUAACGUUGUCUUGUUUUUUGGAUUUUUCGCGCCUGUGGUCUUUCUGGCUCCAUACGCCAAACAUCAAGGGAUCGAUGAAUAUUCAGCAGCUUUCUUACUCUCUAUUUUUGCUCUGACGGACAUGUUCAUCAGGCCGAUAACUGGCAUCCUUGGCAACACCAAGUGGGUUCGACCACGGAUUCAAUACUUUUUCAGUUUUGCCGUCUUUUACAAUGGUGUGUGCCACCUUUUCUGCCCACUGCUACCUGGAUAUUCAGGUAAGGUUGUUUAUGCUGUCUUCUUUGGUUUGGCGUUUGGGAUGCUUUCUGCUCUGCUUUUUGAAGUUCUGAUGGACCUGGUAGGAGCUCAUCGCUUCUCCAGUGCAGUUGGACUCGUCACUAUUAUUGAGUGUGGACCGGUGCUUCUUGGACCUCCAUUAUCAGGGGCUCUGGUUGAUAUUUUCGGGGAUUACAAAUACAUGUACUAUGCGUGUGGAGUGUUUAUGCUGGUGCCUGGUAUAUAUUUCUUCAUCAUGCAUUACUACAACUAUAAGAAACUGGACGAGGAGCACAGGCAGGAUGUGGCUGCGGAGCUGAGGACUUGUGAAGAGGCAGUACAACUCAGAUUGAGACAGGAUGGUAAAACAGCACAUGAAACAGAUGGAUGAAAAUGCUGAGUAUGGUUUUAUUUUAGUGGAUGUAAAAAGAUAACACUUCAAGCUUUACAGCAGGACAUGCAGUAUAUGGGAAUUAUUCAUAACAAUUAUUUUUCUCUAUUUUGGAGGAGGUUGUUGGAGUCUUUGGACCUUUUCCACAUAGAUCAGCAUAUAAUAUUUAAGUGGUUAUAUCCGGUGCCAACUGUAAAUGUAAUGGCUUUUGCUCAUAAAUCACAAAGCAAUGCUGCAUUUCCUUACAAUGCAAUUAUGUUAAUGGCUCUAUAAACAAAUAUGGUUUCAUAUGUUUGUGCUUCUUUAGCGGCCAAAUAUAAAGUACUUUUCCAAAGGGACAGAUUAAAAAUAACAACACAGGGGCAUAUCACCACUAUUGUUUAUUGUCAUCUUAUUACCACUAGAUGGCUCUGGACACAACCAUAUGAGAACUCAAGGUGCAGCACCUCUCUUCUAUUAAACUGCAAUUAAACAUCAGCGAUGUUCAUUUGUGGGUUAGAUUUUUACAGCCUUGCUUUCCACGUCUUGGGUUGCGACUCCCAUGGGCUGGCAGCUGUUAUGAAUGGGUCGCCAAGGGCACAGCAAUUAAAGUAUGAGAAAAUUCAAUUUAUGUGGUUAAGGCUACACACCACCUCUUUUAAAAUACCUUCCGUAUAAUCCCCCUUUGCUGUCCUUAAGUUUAACUCCCACUUUUGGUAAUUAUUCAAGUUUUAAUGGACAGUAAAAUAUGUUUUCAGUGCCGUAGGGAUCUGACAAGUUGUUUCACUGCUGCAUCAUUUUAGUACAGACUUCAAAAUUCAGUGAGAGGUUAUGAAAAUGUUUAAGAAUCAAGCUUUCAAACAAGUGUUGGGAACCCUGUGUGCUUUUAAUAAAAAAGGUUUUAAAAAGCACAACAUUUGCACGUGCCAGUGAAGAACUGAAUGUUUUUAUCUAGCCUUACUGAUGAAAAGCAUAUCAUACUAUAGCCAGGGGCCAGGCGUCAACAUUUUUCAGUAUUUAAAGAUGAUGUUUUUAGUUGUUUCUUUGCAGAUACAUAUUUAGCUUUUGUGUGUUGUGAAAAACGUAUUCAAACUAAAUCAAAUAUUCUGCCUCAUCCAUGACGCCGCAGAGAAAAUAUCAACGGCUGACCAAAAUCCGAUGUGCGAUCCUACAUCAGGUCGCAUCAUCCCACCACAGGUCAAACUUUAUGUCCUAGCACACUGCAUGAUUUCAGCCCCUUAGAGCCAGUGCCUUGAGCACCUGGAAUAAAAGAUACAAAGUGGAGCUAUUCAGCGUAAGAACAAUGCCAUUAUUAGAGAUGUAUGCUUAAAUGAUCCAUUCUUAUCAUGUCCCUGCAAGGUGUAUAUUGACUUCCUUUUCAAAUGGAUGAAAAUUGCUUAAGUGAGGGAAUCAAUACCUUUAUUUAUAACCUUAGAUAACAUUAUCUGAAAAUCAGAGUUCAUGGCUUAUGCUUGGGCGGUCUGUUCUUUGGGUAUUGGUUUCAUUUCAAUCAACUAAAAUAUAUUACUGUCGGGUAAUUUACCAAGAGUGGUUAUUUUGAUUUUGUCUAAGACACAACAAGGUAAAGUUUGAUCUUAAAACUCCCACAAAUGCAUCUUAUGUUUAGUUGUAAAUACAUCAAUUGCCAUGAUGAAGGAAGUGUGCACAUCUUAAAUUAAAGUGCCACGACACGCUGUACAAAUGUGCCAUUGGUGUAUAAGUACUGCAUUCAAAUUGUUGUCUUAUGUAAAAGUAUAUACGUAAUAUCAGCAAAUGUACUAAACGUUUCCAAAUGACUUAUUGCUGAGAAAUAGCCCUUAUCUAAUGAGAUACUAUAUACUGUAUAUGCUAUUAUAAAGUAUACUGUUGUAUUAAUAUUACUCAUGCAUUAUGGUGUAAGUUUUACUCAUGGUUGACUAUUUUGUAUAAUGGCAGCAAAUUCUGAUUAUUUUCAUUAUAGAUUUAUCUUGUGGGUUUUAUUUUUUUUCAUUAGUCAAUCUAGUGUGUGGUUUGUGAAAUGUGGCACAAUGUUGAAACAUGUCCAUCACAAUUACACACAGUACAAAGUGACAUAAAGAAAUGACAUUUUGGGUAAACUUUUACAAUAAACACUAUUUCAAAACUUCAAAA
This is a messenger RNA of Eleginops maclovinus (Patagonian blennie), 4260 nucleotides long. Its product is annotated as monocarboxylate transporter 2-like. Gene Ontology annotation, molecular function: monocarboxylic acid transmembrane transporter activity. Bases 703 to 2151 code for a protein of 482 amino acids. Gene Ontology annotation, cellular component: plasma membrane. The transcript has 5 exons. Gene Ontology annotation, biological process: monocarboxylic acid transport; transmembrane transport. NCBI's taxonomy places the organism in Eukaryota, Metazoa, Chordata, Actinopteri, Perciformes, Eleginopidae. The record is from RefSeq and is a predicted model, not a curated record.